CCCGACGACCUGCUCCUCCAGGUACUCGUUCGUCUCCGCUGCGCUCGCACCGCCGCCCUCACCAGCGCCGUCGCGCGUCGAUGGCGCGCCCUCUGGAGGUACCUUGCCGAGCUCUCCUUCCGCGGGAUCGCGCCGGACGCCCUCGAAGACGCCCUCGUCCAGGUCGCCCGCCCCACCAUCUCCCUCCUCGAGAUUGACAUACCCGAGGAGCACAGGGACCAGAUUGACCCUGCCCGCGUCUCCGCGCUGCUCCGUACGGCCGCGCGGCUGGCGCCCACGGCUCUGGUCUUCACUGCUUGCGGGAACUUUAAAGAUGGUACGAUUCCUAUCGAGGUUCCUGUCUUCCACCGAGCCACCUCGAUCAAGCUGGAAGUGCAGAACCUGUAUCUAACACCGCCGGCCCAUGGACUUGAGUUCCCUGUGCUGGAGAGGCUGUCCGUCGCUGGCUUCCGCUUCGACAUGGAUGAGCUUAUCCAGCGCUGCCCUCGCCUGCGCGUACUGGGGGUGGGCAACGGCUGGGGUCUCGGUAUGAUCAGAGUCCACUCACCGACGAUUGAGGAGCUUGUCGUGGACUACACCCGCGUGUGAGUGGCAUCGACAUCAUGGCACCUGUGCUUAAGAAGUUCGAGCUGUGGACCUGGAUGAGCUCGGAUUUCAGCGUGUCGUUCAACGCGCCGAUGGUGGAGAAUCUACGGUGGGACAUCUAUUGCAACUUUCAAAAUGUGGGGAUUGAUGUCUGGCGCCUGCGCAGAGUAGGCUUAUGGAAGAAGGAGAGCGUCAAUACCCUAUGGUUGUUCAUACAUGCUCCGGUUUAUGCACUAGAUGCAGAGAGGAACUCCAGUCAAGAGAUAGCAUCACUUCCCAACUUUUCUGUUCUGCAGCUACGUCUGGUAACACGGGGACAUAUUUUUGGGCCCCUUGUGUUGAAUCUACUUGGGAUCUGCAACGUAAUACAAAAUCUUAAGGUGACCAUAGACAAAGACACGUGCAGACAAGUAUGCCCAUCAAAUUGUCCUUGUGAGCAACCCCAAAACUGGAGAAGGCAAACUAUCUCGUUGCCAGCUCUUGAAGAAGUAGAAAUAAAAGGUUUCGAAGGAAAUGGCGACGAAAUUGAUUUCCUGAAACUUCUGUUCAGAUGCACGCCUCUGAUGAAAA
Triticum aestivum (bread wheat) is the source of this 1155-nucleotide messenger RNA. RefSeq names its product putative F-box/FBD/LRR-repeat protein At3g49030. NCBI's taxonomy places the organism in Eukaryota, Viridiplantae, Streptophyta, Magnoliopsida, Poales, Poaceae. The record is from RefSeq and is a predicted model, not a curated record. Gene Ontology annotation, molecular function: protein binding.